AUGUCCUGGAAGCGGUGCUUGUAUCUCCAGCAGGAAUACCCAAUAAAUUACAUGGAGGUCCGUCGGGUAUACAGGAGAAGAGACGUGAAUGAAAUAUACGAGGAUAUAAAUAGAAUGGUCAUCAGGAUAUCCAUAGUGAUGUUGUUCCUCUCUCUCUUCAAGGUUAUGAUGUUAGAAGACAAGCCCGGAAUGUCCAAAUCGUCAUGGUUUUCUUUAUUUCUACAUUCAACACAGAACUUCCUGGAAAACAGGGAAGAUAAAGGGAUCAAUCUUAAGCCAGGUUUCAUGCUACUAACAUUCGCAUAUUUGCUGUCUCCCCUAAUAAGAACCCUAACCCUUGAAAUUCAUCCAAACACAUUAUACAUCUACUUUGCCAUAACGCAAAUACUUUUUAUCAUAGAUUCUGUGUCUGCAUCAAUAUACAACACCAGAUCUUCUAUGGAGGUGAAGGAUGAGCAGACACCUCUCUCUCUUGAAGAGAGCAUAAACAUACCAAAGAGAAUAUCAAGUAAUCAAAUCCUUGGACUGACAUCCUAUUUCUUAGGAUUCAUUCUUUUAUCGUCAAGGUUCAACGAGCCGUCUUCUGUUUUUAAUCUUUUGUGCUUAACAUUCAUGGGGUACAUCAUCCUUUUGAACCACAUAGAACACCUCGAGGUGCAUAGAAGCACAGCUGCAACAGCCCUGAUGUAUGUCUUUGUGUCAAUGAUGACGCUCCUUCCUGACAUAAGAAUAUUCUGUAUAUAUAGCUGCAUUGUCACAUUUGUAUAUUCGGUUUCCCAUAUAUCCGUUUGGUUUCUUGAAAAGAGCCUUAAUAGAAAAGUAGGCUAUACUAAUAAACUUUAA
Messenger RNA from Encephalitozoon romaleae SJ-2008, 843 nucleotides. Its product is annotated as phosphatidylinositol N-acetylglucosaminyltransferase. Gene Ontology annotation, biological process: GPI anchor biosynthetic process. Gene Ontology annotation, cellular component: membrane; glycosylphosphatidylinositol-N-acetylglucosaminyltransferase (GPI-GnT) complex. Bases 1 to 843 code for a protein of 280 amino acids. The record is from RefSeq and is a predicted model, not a curated record. The transcript has a single exon. NCBI's taxonomy places the organism in Eukaryota, Fungi, Microsporidia, Unikaryonidae.